This is a messenger RNA of Caenorhabditis elegans, 1815 nucleotides long. It is a transcript of the gene dmsr-8, whose product is annotated as G-protein coupled receptors family 1 profile domain-containing protein. NCBI's taxonomy places the organism in Eukaryota, Metazoa, Nematoda, Chromadorea, Rhabditida, Rhabditidae. The coding region runs from base 111 to 1574 and encodes 487 amino acids. Gene Ontology annotation, molecular function: G protein-coupled receptor activity; G protein-coupled peptide receptor activity. The record is from RefSeq and is marked reviewed. Gene Ontology annotation, cellular component: membrane. Gene Ontology annotation, biological process: signal transduction; G protein-coupled receptor signaling pathway. The transcript is spliced from 10 exons.
GGAAAAAAUAGACGGAGUGUGAAAUGAUAUCUCAAAACCUAAGUGGAACAAAAUAAUUACAAUAUUUUUUAUUAAUAUACCUCCGGACUAGGAGGACACUUCUCACAAAAAUGGGAUGUGACAUGGGUUCGGUGAAUUUCACGGGUGCCGAGUGGCUUGAGACAGCAGUGACAAAUAUAAAUACAGCGUAUGCUCAUAUUCAUCCGUACGUCUCUGUGAUUCUCUGUCUUGCAGGUACUGCAAUGAACAUAGUAACAGUGAUUGUUCUAACUCGUCCAUCAAUGAGAUCAGCCGUCAAUUCACUUCUUUGUGCAAUUGCUCUUUGCGACAUUCUUGUUAUGACCAGUGUCCUGGUUUUUGUUACUCAUUUUCUACUAUUUGCGGGGUACAGAUGCGAUCCAACAGACUACAACAUUUAUUGGGCAUAUUUUUUAUACUAUCAUUCCCAAGCCACGGUUAUUUUCCAUGCAACAAGUAUUUGGUUAACAGUUCUACUAGCCCAAAUUCGAGUGUUUUCUAUCCGGCGAGCAACAUCUGUAGCUGGAGAAUCUGUAACUAAUCAAAUGACUUGUAUUAUUGCUGUUACAACAUUUAUUGUAGUUUGUUUGUUAAAUGUUCCAAAUAUGCUGACAUUUGAGAUAAUUGAAACGCCAGCAUCUCUUUGGCUUCAAUGCAAAGCAAACGAGACAGCUGAAGACGAUAUGCUCGUUUAUUUGGUUGCUCCAUCUGAUCAUUGCGGACUACUUAAUAUUGCAUUCUGGACAAAUGGAGUACUUUUCAAAGUUGUUCCUUGUCUUCUUCUAACAUUUUCUAUAGUUGCACUUGUCAGUAUUAUUCGUGACGUUGGAAAACGAAGGAAACAAUUAGCUCAAGUGAUGAAUAAGAAAAGAAUGCCACGAGAUCAUACUACACCAAUGCUUGUCGCCGUUCUUUCAAUAUUUUUAUUUGCUGAACUUCCACAAGGAGUACUUCACGUCUUCAAUGCAAUUUUCACAAAAGAAACAUUCUACGAUAAAAUAUACAUUCAUCUCGGAGAUGUGAUGGAUGUCCUCUCGUUGCUCAAUUCUGCCGUUAACUUCAUCAUUUAUUGUGCAAUGAGUCGGAAGUUCCGAGCCGUAUUUAUCCAGAUAUUCCUUACAUGCUUGCCACAAAAAAUUAUACGAAAAUACGCAAUGGAAGCAUUCCUGGACGUUGAAGUAUCUCGCAUGAGACCUACUGCUGAUAUGACAAAAAGUGAACAAUUGGCAUUAACGUCACACCGAGUUUCAGCGUCCUCCGUUCUUUUACCUAUUUCUAGACCUGAUCCACCCAGAAUGUAUUCUGGAAAUCUGCUUACAGCUGACAUCAACGGCGGAUACUCUACAUCUCCUCGUGUUUCCUUUGAUAUCGUUCGUAAAGAAUCGCAGAUCAGUAGCGUCGUCGAUUUCCAACUUGUGGUACCAAAUAUGCAGCAAGACUCCCUAAGCAUUGUUCAAAAAAUUCUCAGAUUUUUCCGUUCUACAGAUGAGCUUUCCAAUAGUCCACACAGAAGAAUUAAAUUAAUGCAAUGUGAAACAAGUACUGCUCUUUAUUAAAUUUUUGCCAUGACUUAAAAAAAAGUUCUUGAAUUCUGCUGAUCUGGAAACAUAACGUUAUAGUUUCAGACUUUCUGAAACUAGGUUUGCGACAUGAUCUUUAACUCAGAAUUCACAUUGUAUUGUUUCAUAAACACACCGUUAAUGUCAUAUUAUUACAUAUUUACUGGUACUUUAUCUCUACAUAUCGAUAGAUUGUCUCCUUUUUUUCUGUAUUUAUUACAAUAAAUCUUUAUUUAAA